AUGUUGCCUAUGAAAGCGUACGUCUUCCUCCUUCUCAAUGUCGUCCGACUUCUCUCCAUCGUCUUCCUCUGCUUGACAUUUGCAGGCAUCAUUGUCCUCAUGCGCAGCGAUGUCGAAGCAUUGCAUUCCUACAAUCAUGGGCUCGACGACGAGGACCUGCAGGGAUGCGAAUACGUCCCCGAUAGCGACAUCCCCCUCUCGACCUGGGGCAUCUUUUGGCUCUUUCUCGACCGGACUAUCCUUUUGGCUGCCUGUCUCGUCGGCGCUCUUUGUGAGAUGACACUGGGUCGGUGGCAUGCCAGACUAGUCUCCAAGCACCUUUCCUUCCUCGGCUCAUCGCACGGUACGGCGCCGCUCGGCUUCAUGCAAGCCUUUAUCGCCGUCAGUCUACUUGCGCACUUCCAGGACGGUUUCCCACUCGUCGCCUUCUGGCUCCUCUUCUGGAUAGGCGUGAUCAAUGUCCUCCUCGGUCUCGUCUUUGGACCACGCGGCAAAAAGGCAAGGUCCCUGGUCCGCAAGCGUCGAGACGAAGCGGAGAGCACCAGACGCGGGUGCGCCAGGCUGCUCAGCGCUGCCAAGCGAGGCAACGAUGGCGUCAGCGGCGGCGGCGACAUGCUCGAAAAGGGCCUCAUGCGCUCAUCGGAGGGCAAGCGAGGAAGCGGGAUCGGAAGCGUCAAGCGCAGACCGUCUGGGAAGCAAGUCGUUGAGCGUCUCGCCAGCAUCCAGCUCCGUGAUGCCUCGCUGGGUGGGGCGACGGGACCGCGGAGAAGCGAAAGCAUGAGUAGCAGCGUCAACUUCAACCUCGACCGCUCCAAGUCUCGGUCCAGGGCCUAUGGAGCCGUCACACUCGACCGGGGCCCCUCGGUCCUGAGCAGGUCCGCCUCGCACUCGAAGGACGCGACCGUGCAGCCCAUCUCGUCUGUCCUCCAGGCAUUCUCGGGAGGCAUCCCCGACGAGACAACGCGAAACGAGCUGCUGCGGCGGCGAGCACGCGAGGAAAACGAGCGCAUCGAGCAUGAGAUGGAGGAGAGGGAGAAGCAGCGGCGGAUGAAGGAGCUUCGUCGCCAGAUUGGGCUCUCGCAGACGUCGACGAGUGCUGGUGGGAUCAACGAGAACUUUCGGUGGGAUGCCAGAAACAGCGUGCCGGUUGAAAAGGCUCCGGAAGCCGAAGACCAUACGCACUCAGCUGACGCCAUCCAACAACUCAUCGAGAGAGGUCAACGAGGCGCAGCCUACGAUCUGUCCACUCCCAACACGCCAACGAGACGGUCGAGAGUCGUGGAUGCGGACAAGACGCCGCAGGAAACGAGAAGGGGCAAGGCGAGAAAGUCGCUCGUGCUAGCCAAGAAGUCCUUUGCAGACUGGCGCAGGCGAGCAUCGUCGUCGUCGAGCGCACAUAACCAGGCGCUGCGGAAGCGCAUCAAACGGUACUCAAAGCCGAUGCCGGGCCACGAUGAGCAGGGGCAGAAGUGGCAGGUCGUCCAUGAAGAUCGACUGGAGCUGCCGCGUAGGCCCGACGUGGCGCACCAGAGACUGCCGACCGAGGACGACGGCCCGUGGCUGCCCGUUGCUGACCGCUUCGCCUAUGCGCCCCACGACCCCUGGCGCGAGGGAUGA
Acaromyces ingoldii is the source of this 1617-nucleotide messenger RNA. RefSeq lists its product as hypothetical. Lineage: Eukaryota; Fungi; Basidiomycota; Exobasidiomycetes; Exobasidiales; Cryptobasidiaceae. The record is from RefSeq and is a predicted model, not a curated record. The transcript has 2 exons. The coding region runs from base 1 to 1617 and encodes 538 amino acids.